UUGACUCUUUCGAAAAAUUAUGGAUCUUUUCAGGAAUUGAGGAAAGUUACACUGUUUCUGAAACCUCAGUUUGUAGGUCUGGAUUCUGGAAACGAGGGGAGUUUGGUUUGUUUCAGAAUGGUUUGUUGAUUGGUGCUGGUUCAAUUCAAAGAGGGAAUUGAAAUUAUAUUUCUCUACCUUAAAAGAACGGGAUAAUUUUCUGAACCUCAAAUUUGGGUUAAAAUGGUGGAUUCAAUUGCAACGACGUCCCUUCUUGGGCACCGUCCUGUGUCUCAAGUCUCUCCUAUCAAAGAUGGUUUCCACAGGCGAAGAAUGUUUGAUUUUUGUCAGCUUCCCUGUACAGAUUUUUUGGGUCGACGGGUUAUUAGCCCAUCUUCAUCUUCAACUCCAACUCCAACUCCCUCAAGAAGUGAAAAGUUAGGAACUAUUCGAUUUGUGGUUUCUCCGAUUAAGGCUCUUGCAAUGGAACUCACAAAAGAGGCGGAUUCGUAUUCUCCGAGGGAAGAGAGAUCCCCUAAGGAAGAAGAGAGAUCGUCCCGGGAUUUGAAUGACUGGAUAGAUAAAAGCACAGAGCAGAGACCGCGUUUCUGGCCACCCCCAAAUAAGGCAGAUAAUCCUUCUCUACGGAACCCACUACUACGGCAGGAAAGAAUGGGGGCUGGGUGGUUGGGUGCAAUCUUUGAAUUGGAAGGAGUGCUUAUUGAAGAUAAUCCUGAUAUUGAGAAGCAGGCAUGGUUGGUUCUGUCCCAAGAAGAAGGUAAAUCUCCACCACCAGCUUUCAUGCUUAAAAGAAUAGAAGGAAUGAAAAAUGAGCAAGCGAUUUCAGAAGUUCUCUGUUGGUCAAGAGACCCAGCACAGCUGAGAAGAAUGACUUCUAGAAAGGAGGAGAUUUAUCAAGGUUUGCAAGGUGGGAUUUAUAGAUUGCGGAGGGGUUCACAAGAAUUUGUUAAUGUUUUGAUGAACUACAAGAUUCCAAUGGCCUUGGUUUCCACCCGUCCUAAGAAAACUGUUGAGAUUGCAAUUGGAGCCAUUGGGAUUGAAGGGUUCUUCAGUGUGAUUCUUGCAGCAGAGGAUGUGCACAGGGGGAAGCCUGACCCUGAGAUGUUUGUUUAUGCUGCUCAGCUUCUCAACUUCAUACCGGAGCGGUGCAUUGUAUUUGGGAACUCUAAUUCUACUGUGGAGGCAGCUCAUGAUGCUCAUAUGAAGUGUGUGGGAGUUGCAAGCAAGCAUCCUGUGUAUGAACUUGGAGCUGCAGACUUGGUGGUGAGGCACCUCGAUGAGCUCUCCAUAGUUGACCUGAAGAACCUGGCUGAUAUUGAAAUGACAGGAUUUGGAUCUGCAGAACCUGAGGUGGAGAUGGAGAAAGAAGAUGAUCGCCCGUAUCCGUCUACAUCCACAGCGGUCGAUGAUUUCUGGUGAGGCAUUUAAAAGAAAAUGUACAGAUGGUUCAUUGUUCUUCGUCUCUUUUUUUAGUUUGUAGUAAAUAUGAUUAGGCCAUUAGUCUCCCCUUAGCUACGUAUAUUGGUUGUACUGUGUAUAAAACAAAAAGGGGGAGGGGGAAAGGAAAAAAAAGCAGUGGGUGUAUUACCCACUUAUCAUGUAUGUACCAUGUACCAUGUACCAUAAAUGCAUUAUAUCUGUUUCAAACUC
Telopea speciosissima is the source of this 1650-nucleotide messenger RNA. RefSeq names its product 5-amino-6-(5-phospho-D-ribitylamino)uracil phosphatase, chloroplastic-like. The transcript has a single exon. The coding region runs from base 223 to 1419 and encodes 398 amino acids. The record is from RefSeq and is a predicted model, not a curated record. Lineage: Eukaryota; Viridiplantae; Streptophyta; Magnoliopsida; Proteales; Proteaceae.